CCUGCUACAGUAUGGAUCCUGCACCCAGCUCCGGGGACACUCUUAACUCUCAGGGGGGCGGGGUCCAGUCCUGAGGCAGUAAUAUAAGCCCCAGGAGGAAAGAACCCAGGAGGAAGUCAGCUGGACCCAGCAAACAGCUAAAACCCCUACACUAACUCCAUUCUUACUUUAUCUCCUUCUUGCUCCCAACCUCCCAUAUUAAUACUAUGAUGACUAUUCGGAGGCCAUGGACGAUCUCGGCUGCAGCGCUGCUGGCUCUGCUGGUCUGCCUAGGGGCUCUGGUGGAGGGCUACCCGUCCAAGCCUAACGCCCCGAGAAAGGACGCUUCCCCAGAGGAGCUCAGUCGCUACUACGCUGCCCUUAGGCAGUAUCUCAAUUUGGUCACCAGGCAGCGGUAUGGGAAGAGAGACACUACGGAAGCCAGGCUAGCUGAGAGUCUCUUUGUGGACAGCAGCGGAAACCAGUACAGCAAGUCUGGGUCAGAAGAGCCUUUUGUUUGGUGAUAGUUCCACCUUCAGAUUGAUCUCAUUUGCACAGCAGAACACUUCCCACAAGGCCAGGAUACUGCUGAAACUCUUAUCCUUCCACUCUUGGGGCAGACCUGUGGGCUUCCCGUUUGGCAAGCUCUAAGUCCUUCACCUCUGCACCUGCAGAAGGGAU
Molecule: messenger RNA, 660 nt
Organism: Phascolarctos cinereus (koala)
Lineage: Eukaryota; Metazoa; Chordata; Mammalia; Diprotodontia; Phascolarctidae
Source: RefSeq, a predicted model, not a curated record